This is a messenger RNA of Passer montanus (Eurasian tree sparrow), 5938 nucleotides long. It is a transcript of the gene ABCC5, whose product is annotated as ATP binding cassette subfamily C member 5. Gene Ontology annotation, molecular function: ATP binding; ABC-type transporter activity; ATP hydrolysis activity. Gene Ontology annotation, cellular component: membrane. NCBI's taxonomy places the organism in Eukaryota, Metazoa, Chordata, Aves, Passeriformes, Passeridae. Gene Ontology annotation, biological process: transmembrane transport. The transcript has 30 exons. Bases 205 to 4515 code for a protein of 1436 amino acids. The record is from RefSeq and is a predicted model, not a curated record.
AGAGGCGGACUACAUCUCCCGUGGGGCACCAGGAAGGAGCGGCCGCCGCAGCGCCCGCCCGCAGGCGCAGUGGGGACGCCGGAACCGCUAUAAGCGGCGUUGUUUGGGUUCGCGGCCGCGGAGCGGAGAAGCUGCGGCGGGGCCGUCGGCGGGCGGAGAUACUUGAGGUGAAAAUCCACGUGUAAACCCUGGCGUUUACAGAAGAUGAAAGACAUCGACAUAGGAAAAGAGUACAUUAUACCCAGUCCUGGGUAUAGGAGUGUGAGGGAGAGAGCUGACUCGGUGCAUGAAGAGCAGGAAGAGUCUAAUUUUCCGCAUUCUAAACUUAAGCAGAUUGAAUGCCAGGAUGCCUUGGAAGCAGCAGCUCGGGCAGAGGGCCUGCCACUGGACAUCUCUGUGCAUUCCCAGCUGAGAAUGCUGGAUGAAGAGCAUCACAAGGGCAAAUACCACCAUGGUCUGAAUGCACUGAAACCCAUACGGACCACUUCCAAACACCAGCACCCGGUUGUGUUAUCUGGGCUUUUUUCCUCCAUGACCUUCUCCUGGCUCACUCCUUUGGCCCACAGAGCAUACAAGAAAGGGGAAUUGUUUAUGGAUGAUGUAUGGUCUUUAUCAAGGCACGAAUCUUCAGAUGUCAACUGCAGAAGGCUGGAAAGACUGUGGCAGGAAGAACUAAAAGAAAAUGGGCCUGAUGAUGCUUCUCUCCGGAGGGUUGUGUGGAUUUUCUGCCGCACCAGGCUCAUCCUUUCCAUAGUGUCUCUGAUGAUCACGCAGCUCGCAGGUUUCAGUGGACCAGCCUUCGUUGUGAAACACCUCUUGGAGUAUACCCAGCAGAGUGAGUCCAACCUGCAGUACAGCUUGUUUUUAGUUUUUGGCAUCUUUAUGACGGAGGUGGUGCGCUCGUGGUCGCUGGCACUGACGUGGGCGCUGAACUAUCGCACGGGGGUCAGACUGCGCGGGGCUGUCCUCACAAUGGCCUUCAAGAAAAUCCUUAAGCUGAAGAACAUCAAGGAGAAGUCUCUUGGAGAGCUCAUAAAUGUUUGUUCCAAUGAUGGUCAGAGGAUGUUUGAAGCUGCAGCGGUUGGCAGUUUGUUGGCUGGGGGCCCUAUUGUGGCCAUCUUGGGAAUGGUUUAUAAUGUGAUUAUUCUGGGUCCCACAGGCUUCUUGGGAUCUGCUGUCUUCAUCCUCUUCUACCCAGCAAUGAUGUUUGUGUCGCGCCUCACAGCUUAUUUCAGAAGAAAAUGUGUAGCAACAACAGAUGAACGUGUGCAAAAGAUGAACGAAGUUCUUAAUUACAUAAAAUUCAUUAAAAUGUAUGCCUGGGUCAAACCGUUUUCUCAGAAUGUUCAAAAAAUCCGUGAGGAAGAACGCAAAAUCUUGGAGCGUGCAGGUUACUUCCAGAGCAUCACUGUGGGAGUGGCUCCCAUUGUUGUUGUCAUUGCCAGUGUGGUGACCUUUUCUGUCCAUAUGAUCCUUGGCUACGACCUUACAGCAGCUCAGGCAUUCACAGUGGUCACUGUCUUUAACUCAAUGACUUUUGCUCUCAAAGUAACUCCGUUCUCAGUGAAGUCUCUGUCUGAGGCAUCUGUUUCUGUUGACAGAUUUAAGAGUUUAUUUCUAAUGGAAGAGGUUCAUAUGAUAAAGAAAAAACCAGCCAAUCCUCACACCGCGAUAGAGGUGAAAAAUGCUACCUUGGCUUGGGACUUCUCCCACGCCAGCGUCCAGAGCUCACCAAAGCUGACCCCCAAAGUGAAAAAAGACAAGAAAGGCACCAAGAGCAAGAAAGAGAAAAUGAAGCUACAGAAUGAGGGACAGCAAGCUGUGCUGGCAGAGCAGAAGGGCCAUCUUCUAGUGGACAGUGAUGACCAUCACAGCCCCGAAGAGGAGCACAAAAUCAUCCACCUGGUUAGCCUUCGGCUUCAGAGGACUCUGUACAACAUUGACUUGGAGAUAGAAAAGGGAAAACUUGUUGGAAUUUGUGGCAGUGUGGGGAGCGGAAAAACUUCACUUAUCUCAGCAAUUUUAGGACAGAUGACCCUGCUGGAGGGCAGCAUCGCAGUGAGCGGGAGCUUCGCGUACGUGGCCCAGCAGGCCUGGAUCCUCAACGCCACUCUGCGGGACAACAUCCUCUUUGGCAAGGAGUACGACGAGGAAAGAUACAAUACGGUGCUGAAUGGUUGCUGUCUAAGGCCUGACCUGGCCAUCCUUCCAAAUGGGGACCUGACAGAGAUUGGUGAACGAGGGGCUAACCUGAGUGGGGGACAGCGUCAGAGAAUCAGUCUGGCUCGAGCCCUGUACAGUGACAGGGACAUUUACAUCCUCGAUGACCCCCUUAGUGCCUUAGAUGCUCACGUUGGAAAUCACAUUUUUAACAGUGCAAUAAGGAAGCACCUGAAGUCAAAGACUGUCCUUUUCAUCACACAUCAGCUUCAGUAUCUUGUUGACUGUGAUGAAGUGAUCUUCAUGAAAGAAGGCUGCAUUACCGAGCGAGGCAGUCAUGAGGAGCUGAUGAAUUUAAAUGGGGAUUAUGCAACUAUUUUUAAUAGUCUACAGCUGGGAGAAACACCACAUAUCGAGAUUAAUAUAAAGAAGAACACAAACAAUUCAUUGAAGAGGCCCCAGGAUAAAUGUACCAAAACAGGGUCUGUGAAGAAGGAGAAGGUUGUAAAGAAGGAAGAAGAGGGCCAGUUGGUCCAGUUGGAAGAGAAAGGCAAAGGUUCUGUGCCCUGGUCUGUUUAUGGUGUCUACAUUCAGGCAGCUGGAGGCCCCUUUGCAUUCCUCAUCAUCAUGGCACUGUUUGUGCUAAAUGUGGGCAGCACAGCUUUUAGCAAUUGGUGGCUGAGUUUCUGGAUCAAGCAAGGCAGUGGAAACACCACUGUGACUUUGGGAAAUGAGACUGUCAUAAGCAACAGUAUGAAAGAUAACCCUCACAUGCAUUACUAUGCUGGCAUCUAUGCACUGUCUAUGGCAGUUAUGUUGAUCCUGAAAGCUGUUCGUGGGGUGGUGUUUGUAAAGGGAACUCUCAGAGCAUCCUCAAGGCUCCAUGAUGAGCUCUUCCGACGGAUUCUGCGUAGCCCCAUGAAGUUCUUUGACACUACACCCACUGGGAGGAUCCUCAACAGGUUUUCCAAAGACAUGGAUGAAGUUGACGUUCGUUUGCCGUUUCAAGCGGAAAUGUUCAUCCAGAAUGUCAUCCUUGUGUUCUUCUGUGUGGGGGUGAUUUCUGGGGUUUUCCCCUGGUUCCUGGUGGCAGUGGGGCCCCUCAUUGUCCUGUUCACAGUUCUGCAUGUCGUGUCUAGAGUCUUUAUUCGAGAGCUCAAGCGUCUGGACAACAUCACACAGUCUCCAUUCUUGUCUCACAUUACAUCUAGCAUCCAGGGUCUCUCCACAAUCCAUGCCUACCACAAAGGACAGGAAUUUCUGCACAGGUACCAGGAGCUGCUGGAUGACAACCAGGCCCCGUUUUACCUGUUCAGCUGCGCGAUGCGCUGGCUGGCCGUGCGCCUGGACAUCAUCAGCAUUGCCCUCAUCACAACCACUGGCCUUAUGAUUGUCCUGAUGCAUGGCCAGAUCCCUCCUGCCUAUGCUGGCCUGGCCAUCUCCUAUGCUGUGCAGUUAACAGGGUUAUUCCAGUUUACAGUCAGACUGGCUUCAGAGACAGAAGCUCGUUUCACCUCGGUGGAGAGGAUUGACCACUAUAUCAAGACGCUUUCCCUGGAAGCUCCUGCACGAAUUAAGAACAAAACUCCUCCUCUGGACUGGCCACAGGAAGGUGAAGUUGUUUUUGAAAAUGCAGAGAUGCGGUAUCGAGAGAACCUCCCUCUAGUACUUAAAAAAGUGUCCUUUACCAUCAAACCGAAGGAGAAGAUUGGCAUUGUGGGGAGGACAGGCUCAGGGAAGUCUUCCCUUGGAAUGGCACUCUUUCGUCUCGUUGAACUGUCUGGAGGCUGCAUUAAAAUUGAUGGAGUGAAAAUAAAUGACAUUGGCUUGGCAGAUCUUCGGAGCAAACUCUCCAUAAUCCCUCAGGAACCUGUGCUGUUCAGUGGCACUGUGAGAUCAAACUUGGAUCCUUUCAAUCAGUACAGUGAGGAACAAAUCUGGGCUGCUUUGGAAAGGACUCACAUGAAGGAGUGUGUUGCACAGCUGCCUAUGAAACUUGAUUCAGAAGUGAUGGAAAAUGGGGAGAACUUUUCUGUUGGAGAGAGACAGUUAUUGUGUAUAGCUAGAGCUCUGUUGCGUCGUUGCAAGAUAUUGAUCCUGGAUGAAGCAACAGCUGCUAUGGACACGGAGACAGACUUACUGAUCCAGGAGACCAUCAGAGAGGCGUUUGCAGACUGCACUAUGUUAACGAUCGCUCAUCGCCUGCACACGGUCCUGGGCUGCGAUCGCAUCAUGGUGCUAACACAGGGACAGGUAGUGGAAUUCGACACCCCGACUGCCCUUCUGGCCAACGAGAACUCGCGCUUCUAUGCUAUGUUUGCUGCUGCAGAGAACAAGGUUGCUGUCAAGGGCUGAAAUUCAGGGCAAAGUCACUUUAAUUUUGGAGAGCUACGCUCCCUGCCUGUGGCAGGCCAGCUCUUCCUCCUCCUCGCAGAUUAUUGUCUUUUCAUCUUUUAAUUUUUAGCACAAUGUGUCAAGCCAGAGAGUUUUAAAAACCAUGUCAGAAGAACUCAUGUUUUUAUUAUUGUAUUUAUUCCAUACUACUAAUUUUUUGUUAUUAAAUGCACUCUACAAAUGGCUCAGGGAGCCAUAGUUAUAAAUGUAUCAGAGGCCUAUAAUGAAGCUUUAUACAUGUAGCUAUAUCUAUACAUAAUUCUGUAUAUAGCCUAUAUUUACAGUGGAAAUGUAAGCUGUUUAUUUUAUAUUAAAAUAAGCACUGUAUUAAUAACAGUGCAUAUUCUUUUCUAUCAUUUUUGUACAGUUUAUGGUACCAGAGAUCUGGCUUUGUUAUCGGACUGUAUCAGACAAUGUUUUGUCUUUUACAGUUCGUCUUUUCCUAGUGCCGGAUUUUCUGCGUGUCUGAGUGGAAGUGAAGCUUUGCAAUAGUGUCCUUUAUUGUCACAUCUUUGUCUAGCGCAGCAGAGAAGAGCUCUGUGGUGUAACUAUUGCAUUGUAAUUUAUCAGAGCUAUUUGGGGCAUUGCUAAUGCUCACCACGGCAGCGGCUGCUGCUUCCCAUGAUGCUUUUCCAAAGCAGGGUUUUUAGUGAUCCGAAUGGAGAACCACUCCUGGGUCACAUUAAGGCCUUGUAUUUUCUCAGUGUCCUGACACAGUAUUUCUUACUGUAUCAGCAGAGUUUAUUUUAAUGUAAGCAAGCCCAAGCUCUUCCUGCUUCGCUGAUCUAACACAACCAAAAUCUUACUGUUUGUGGAAUGAUCUGUAACAAAUUAAUCAUAAGGUUCAAAUUGUACCCUGUAUGCUGGCAGGAAAGCCUUUUCAGAGUUGCUUCAGCUGACUGACUCUUUAUCUUGAAGCUGCUAACACUCCUCAGAGGUUUAGGUUGGCUUUCUCUGGCAUGGGUAACACUAACUCUUUGUUCUGCUCACUUAAACUAAGAUUAAUCAACAUGGAUAUUCCUGUUUCUUUCUUGCACACUUGUUAAGGAAGCAGUCCUCGACCCCACGUCUUCUGGAACCUGAAAGGGGUUCCUGUUGAUCAGGAUGUAACACUGGUGUAGGACAUGGUUUUCUUACUGUAAAUGACCUACCUCAGGUUACUGGGUCCUGCGUAGUGCGUUGCCAUGAUCACUGUACACCAUCCCUGUUUUUGGGACCUGUGGCCCGGGGGACACAGUCGUUCCUGUGAUAGCUGUGACUUAUUGAAUGGUCAGCGUUGCAUGUCUUUGUCAACUUGGACAUUUUGUAGCCUUAGCAUGUUUGCAAAAUGUCUCAUUGAGGCAGAAAUCUGAAAAGUAAAUAAAACUAUUUUGGGUUUUGUAAA